Candida dubliniensis CD36 is the source of this 1017-nucleotide messenger RNA. RefSeq lists its product as uncharacterized. Lineage: Eukaryota; Fungi; Ascomycota; Pichiomycetes; Serinales; Debaryomycetaceae. The transcript has a single exon. Gene Ontology annotation, molecular function: oxidoreductase activity, acting on the CH-OH group of donors, NAD or NADP as acceptor. The record is from RefSeq and is a predicted model, not a curated record. Bases 1 to 1017 code for a protein of 338 amino acids.
AUGUCUGCUUCAAAAUCUACUACAACUGUUUUUGUUUCUGGGGCUUCUGGUUUUAUUGCGCAAAAUGUUAUCAAGCAAUUGUUGGCUAAUGGAUACAAAGUCAUUGGAUCAGUAAGAUCUGAAUCGAAAGGCAAAGAAUUAACAGAUAUUAUACAAUCAAAGGACUUUGAAUUUGCUGUUAUCCCUGAUAUUAGUGCUGUUGGAGCAUUCGAUGACGUCUUGAAAUUGAAUUCACAAAUAUCGGUGUUUAUUCAUACAGCUUCUCCCGUCACCUAUUCAGCAAAAGAUGUUCAAAAUGAACUCAUCAAACCUGCUGUGGAAGGAACAAGGAAUGCCUUGAAUGCAAUUAAGUUAUAUGGGCCUCAAAUUAAGCGAGUGGUUGUGACAUCUUCGUUUACAGCCAUUGCACUGGGGAAGAAUUUUGAUCAUAAUAAGUAUUACACAGAAAACGAUUGGAAUCCAGUUACAUUAGAACAGGCAUUAUCUGAUCCUGAAGCAGCAUAUUCUUAUGCCAAAAAAAUGGCAGAAAAGACCGUUUGGGAUUUUGUUGAAACUGAAUCACCAACUUUUAAAGUAAGUGUUGUCAAUCCAACAGUUGUUUUUGGACCACAGGCUUUUGGGGUCAAGGAUAAAUCGAAAUUGAAUUUACUGAUUGAAAUGAUUGAUGAUAUUCUUACUUUGAAACCGAACGACGAGAUCCCACCUUAUGCCAGUCGAUGCAUUGAUGUUAGAGACGUUGCUAAAGCUCAUUUAGUUGCAUUUGAAAAAGAGGAAGCAAUCAAUCAAAGGUUGGUGUUAAUAAAUCAGCCGUUUAGUAAUGAUUUGCUUGCAUAUAUCGUUAAGAAGAAUUUCCCUAGUCUCAAUAUUCCCGAAGGUAAUUUGGAAAGAAGUCAAGAAUGUAUACAAAAAUCUUGUAUCAAAACAGAUUUGACAAAAACUCAAGAAAUUCUUGGAUUUGACUAUAUACCAGUGGAGAAAACUAUCCUUGAUACUAUUCAACAGCUCUAUGACGCUUGA